GUAAAGCAGCCGCUAGCUUGACAGAAAGUAUCUUAGGCUGAGCUGGCUGUUGGUUGGGGCUGUUUUGACUCCGCUCGCUGUUCCCCAUCGACGUCCUUCUCUACGUGGAAGCUGGUCGCUCUCGUCGGGGAGGUUUCCACACACCGAGGCGGAGGCUGAACACACCGAUCUGCUUCAAGCAGAACCGAUCAGAAGAACCCAGAAUCUGCUGAUCUGACGCCAUGGACCCAGCCAGUCAAGAUAUCAACCUGAACUCUCCUAACAAAGGCAACAGCAUGGAUCGCUCAGACAACAUUCCCGACGUUCAGGCGGAGGGCGCGGCGGCGGCGGCGAACUCGGCUCACCCUCUCCCACCCGGCCUGACGGAGGAAGAGGCCGAGGAGCUCCACCUUGAACUGACGAAGGUGGAGGAGGAGAUCAACACGCUGCGCCAGGUUCUGUCUGCUAAAGAGAGGCAUGCCUCUGAGCUGAAGAGGAAACUGGGUCUCAGUCCGCUCAACGAGCUCAAGCAGAACAUCACCAAGAGCUGGCAGGACGUCCAGACCUCACAAGCCUACGUGAGAACCACAGAGAAACUGAGCGAGUGGAAUGAAAGGGUGACCAGUUCAGAUCUAUAUCUGUCUGCCUCAGCCACUUUGGAUGACAUUGCCCACUCUGAAGCAUACAAGAAAACCCAGGAGACUCUUUCUGAGGCCGGAUCGAAGACGAGCGCCGCUCUCAACACGCUGGGCACGGCCAUCAGCAGGAGGCUGGGCGACAUGAGAGCUCUGCCUUUCUCUAACUCCUUUAGUAGCAACUAUUCCAUUCGCCACUCCAUAAGUAUGCCCGCCAUGAGAAACUCUCCAACCUUCAAGUCGUUUGAGGACAAAGUGGGAAACCUGAAGCAUAAGGUGGUGGGACCCAGAGGGAACGGAGACGCCGUCAGCUCCCCGACCGACACCACCCCGACUCGGGAGCACCCGCCCUUCGAGAACCCGCCCUUCUGAACCCACCGCACCGCCUCCUCAUCCUCGCUGCCAUCUUCCUCACGACCUCAGACUGUACUGUUAUGGAGCCCUGACCUCUGACCCCUUCAGCAACACUCUGCAUUUUGUCCUACGAUCUGUAAAUCCUGUUAUCAUCUCGCAUUAAAAUAAUAAUUUUGAGUCAGAAAUCAGAAAAAGAAACUAAAAAUGUUGCGUUUUUCCUUCUUUUUGAACAUCUGUGAUCCUCACUGAAAGUUAAAAACUUUCACUUUUCCUUCUCUCACACUGUGAGCACAUAUUCUGUCCGUUUCCUCUUUAAAUGCAGAUUUUUGCUUCUGAUUGAGGAAAUCUUCGGUCUCAGCAUGUUUGUCUCACCUCACAAACCCUGCAAGCAGCCACAUCACACCUAAAGAAACUCACAAAAAACACCCAAGUUGUAAAAACUGCACCCAUUUUGUAUUAUAAACUAUUUUACACUGCUUUGCAUAACGUUUUUACAUAAUUUUUAUCAAUAUGUAUAAAUAUAUAUGACUAUAUUAUAUCGUCGGUGGUAGUAAUCAGGGUUGACAGCAGGUAAUAAACACUAGUGGGUCAGUUUUUCUCAGUUCGUUACACUAAUCAAACCAAAGCAACUGGGAAUAAAAAUAAAAACUGGUUUUAAUUUCAACAUUUUCUCCAUUAAUCCAACCCUGGUUUGUUUCUGCUCUUCUCGUCUGCUCAGAUUUAGCUUAAAGAGGAAAACUUUACAGGUUUUCUUCAUUUUGGUGUCAAUUUAGAAAUAUCUCACUCUGCUUUUUGCCAACUGGUAUGUGAAUGUACACAAGUUAGCUGCUGCUAGCAAAAACAAACUAAAUUUAAUGGCUAAAAAAUGCAGAAAAUAUGUUUGUUUUUUUCUGAGCCUGAUUUAAAAAAGGAGGAAUUCAUUUUGUUUUGCUCAAACAAACUUUGCAUUUGUACCAUUUUGAAAUAUUUUCCUGCAGCUUUUCUCUUCCCUUAAGUGAAAUGUCUUUUAAGAAUUGGAACUAUAACUUCUCAUCAAACUGCUUUAAGUCUAUUUUGUUGUUACAUUUUUAUUUUAUUUUAUUUUUGGUAGGUUAGAUUUUGUUUUUCGAGAACUUGUACGCCUUCAGCUGAAGUUGCCAACGUUUGAAUUGUCUGUUACAGAAUUUUCUUUUCCAAAUGAGAAAAAAUGUGAUUUAGUUGGAAAUGUUUUCCCCACUGACUUAGAGGAUUUAGAUGAACCUUUUCUGCAUUUAUUUGUAUUUUUGGAGACGGCCAAACGAGAACGGUGUACCUUUAUCUUUUUUUGUUUUGGGUGCCAAGGGAAGUGCAGCUUUACUCACUUUUUGUCCUGUCUUCGUCUCUGACUGGAAAGGGAUGAGAUUUGGGAAAUCAUGCUGAAAUAAUUAAAGAUCUCUGGUUUUGUUGUAUAUGUGUAGAGAUCAAUAAAGCAUUCCUUUAGAUGAAAACCUGA
Messenger RNA from Xiphophorus couchianus (Monterrey platyfish), 2439 nucleotides. RefSeq names its product tpd52 like 2b (gene tpd52l2b). Gene Ontology annotation, cellular component: cytoplasm. NCBI's taxonomy places the organism in Eukaryota, Metazoa, Chordata, Actinopteri, Cyprinodontiformes, Poeciliidae. The record is from RefSeq and is a predicted model, not a curated record. Bases 222 to 986 code for a protein of 254 amino acids. The transcript is spliced from 10 exons.